CACGGCAGCCACUCCCCUGCGGAGGACUUUACGUAUCGGAGCGGGCGGCCACCUCCCAGUUAGUUAGCUCUCCGUUGCCCUUUUCCCUGAACUGACUUCGGAAUCUCUGCGGGGAGCGAGGAAGGGGGCGGGGGCCUGCAGCUCUCACGCCCUCCGGCAGCGACGCGGGCGCGCCGGUGGGAGAGCCCUUUUGUGUACCCAGGAUCCGGGAAACGAAACCGAGAGCGUGUCCGCACCUCGGAGGUUCUGGGCAGCGCGGAGCACCUGCAGCCCCAGAACUCUAUAAAUCAUGGAAAAGCAAAACGGACAAAUGAAUGCUCCUCACCCAGGAACGAAUUUACCACCUGACUAUCCCCCUCAAUAUCCUUCAGCAACACUCCAAGGACCUCCAGGACAUACUGGCUACCCUGGCCCCCAGGCUGGCUACCCUGGCCCCCAGGUUGGCUAUCCUGGCCCCCAGGUUGGCUAUCCUGGCCCCCAGGCUGGCUAUCCUGGCCCCCAGGCUGGCUACUCAAUUCCACCAGCUGGUUAUUCAGGUGCUGGCCCAGUAGGGUUUCCUGUCCAACACCAGCCUGUGUAUAAUCAGCCAGGUGGACCUGCAGGGGUACCAUGGAUGCCAGCACCACCACCUCCAUCAGGCUGUCCACCCGGAUUGGAAUAUUUAAGUCAGAUAGAUCAGAUACUGGUUCAUCAGCAAAUUGAGCUUCUGGAAGUCAUAACAGGUUUUGAAACUAAUAACAAAUAUGAAAUUAAGAACAGCUUUGGACAGAAGAUUUACUUUGCAGUAGAGGAUACAGACUGCUGUACCCGGAAUUGCUGUGGGGCUUCUCGGCCUUUUACCAUGAGGAUUAUUGAUAAUAUGGGCCAAGAAGUUAUAACUCUGGAGAGACCACUAAGGUGUGACAGCUGUUGUUGCCCUUGCUGCCUUCAGGAGAUUGAAGUCCAUGCUCCUCCUGGUGUACCUGUAGGUUAUGUUACUCAGACCUGGCAUCCAUGCCUGCCAAGGUUUACAAUUCAAAAUGAGAGGAGAGAAGAUGUACUAAAAAUUAUUGGUCCAUGUGUUGUGUGCAGCUGUUGUGCAGAUGUUGAUUUUGAGAUUAAAUCUCUUGAUGAAGAAACUAUAGUUGGCAAGAUUUCCAAGCAGUGGACCGGUUUUGUGAGAGAGGCAUUUACAGAUGCUGAUAACUUUGGUAUCCAGUUCCCUUUAGACCUUGAUGUGAAAAUGAAAGCUGUAAUGCUUGGUGCAUGUUUCCUCAUUGAUUUCAUGUUUUUUGAAAGGAGUGGAAACACAGAGUAAAAAGAAGGAGUGUGGUAGGGGAUCAAUGAAAGCCUCAGAAAGUGUGAAGUCUGUGUACUUACUGGGACUUUGUCAAGGAAAAACUAAUUGGUUUUCUCUUUAUUGAAAUGACUUCUAGCAUUUGUGAAUUCUACUGUGAUGCCUGGUAUAUGCGAUGACUUUUCAAAUUAUAGAGUUUAUUUUCUAUAUCACCUACCUAUAAAUGUUUUUAUGCAUUUUGUUGUGUUUUAUACAUUUUCUUUUUCCUUGUGUAUUUUAGAGAAAGGACAUGUUAAUUUUUUACAUUUAAUCAUGAAACUUCCUGUGGCAAAUUGUUCUGAACUACAAUCUAUUUUCAAAUUUUACACCAAAUUAAGUCCUUAUUAAUUUUAAAAUAUAAAUGUGCAUUUUAUUAAAUAUGGUUCCAAUUUAUUUCACACAUAACAGUCAUGUUAAUUUCCAAAUAAUGUAUGUUCAAACAAGUUAAAAAUGAAUAUAAUUUGUUUCCUUUACAAUUAUGUUAAACUAACACUUAAUAUUCAUAUUACCAAAGAAAAAUAAAACGUGUAUUUGUCUUUUGUUCAGCAAGUCACAGUAUAUUAAACUUCUUUUGUAAGCUAAUCUACUAUAAAAAAAUUUUCAUUAUUGAUAAGAAAAUAAAUUACUGAUUUUUUUUAUGAUUUUCUGAAAAAGACAUGUCCUAAAGAAGGACACAUUUAAAAAUUCAUUAUAGGGGCGCCUGGGUGGCGCAGUCGGUUAAGCGUCCGACUUCAGCCAGGUCACGAUCUCGUGGUCCGUGAGUUCGAGCCCCGCGUCGGGCUCUGGGCUGAUGGCUCAGAGCCUGGAGCCUGUUUCCGAUUCUGUGUCUCCCUCUCUCUCUGCCCCUCCCCCGUUCAUGCUCUGUCUCUGUCUCUGUCCCAAAAAUAAAUAAACGUUGAAAAAAAAAAUUUUAAAAAUUCAUUAUAGAACUGGAGGAUUGUUAUAAUUUUUGAAGUAAUUAUUUACACGUGGAAUGUUUAGCUCCUGUAUUCAUUCUGUCUUUCACAGAGCAUGAUAGUUAGGAGAGCACUCAGGUAUUAAAUAGAAUGUAUAUAUUCCAUCUGAGUAGAAACUGCAGUAACUGUUAUUUACAUGAACAAUCAAACAACUGAAUUAAAAAUUAUUGAUAUA
This is a messenger RNA of Leopardus geoffroyi (Geoffroy's cat), 2446 nucleotides long. It is a transcript of the gene PLSCR1, whose product is annotated as phospholipid scramblase 1. Gene Ontology annotation, molecular function: phospholipid scramblase activity. Gene Ontology annotation, biological process: plasma membrane phospholipid scrambling. The coding region runs from base 290 to 1297 and encodes 335 amino acids. The record is from RefSeq and is a predicted model, not a curated record. The transcript is spliced from 9 exons. Gene Ontology annotation, cellular component: plasma membrane. Lineage: Eukaryota; Metazoa; Chordata; Mammalia; Carnivora; Felidae.